Moneuplotes crassus is the source of this 1810-nucleotide messenger RNA. The record is from the annotation of a GenBank genome assembly. NCBI's taxonomy places the organism in Eukaryota, Ciliophora, Spirotrichea, Euplotida, Euplotidae.
UAAAGAUUCAUACAAAUAAAGUUUUAGAAAUGGAUGAACCAUAUAAUCCAGAUGCACCUUAUGCACCUGUGAAUGAGGCGGAUAUAAAGCAGGAACCUGUAAUUCAACAACCAGAGCAGAUAUUUACUCAUCCUCAGCCAGCCCAUCAGCCACCUCAACCUCGUGUCUCUAGUGCUACUCCUUUAAUGAAUCCAGAUAGAAGGGAGUAUAAUCCACAUGAUAGACCUCUUGUGCCUGAACAAAAUCCAAUGGCUAAGAAAAUCUGGGAGGGUUAUGAAUGGGGGAUCCUAAUCCUGGCACUGGUUAACCUGGUUGCUGGAUAUCUCUCCUACUCCUCAGUUUCAGGCUUCAGCUCAUCAAUGAUAGAUUUCAAGGCAAAUUGGGAUUUACAACCAAUCGUUGACAUCAAGACAGCUCUAAAUGGAUGUCCCCCAGGAUAUGAAGACCUGAUCAAUGAAGAGUGGCCGGGAACUAUAGAGGGCUGUGAUUGUAGAAGAGCUUGGGGAGUUUAUAAAGAUCUUUAUAGUAGCUCAUGCACUUAUAACCAAACAAGAGAUGAUUGCAGAACAGUCCCAAGACUUUCUCCAAUGCCUAUUAAGAAGUUCUACUCAUACAGAAUCUGUGGAAAAAGGCAAGGAGAACCAUUUUAUAUGUCUGAAUCUCCAUACACUAAGUUUGCUUCCACUGAAUGUCCUCAAGGAUACAAGAUAUGUGGAGGAGAUGAUCCAGAUACUCAAACUUGUGUGAGGGAAAACCACCAGUGUCCCAUAAAUGACGUGAUAAUUACUGACUCUUCUCUAGAUGUGCCAAGUGGGUACAAAAGUAUCCAGCUGGAUUCAGGGAUGAUUUUAGCAUUUACUAAUUCAUCAACACAUCGAACAAACUCUAUUAAAUCUGCUGGACUUCCUAUAGUGAGAUUCAAGUUAGUAGAAGGACAAGUGUGUGCAGAACCAAGCCAAGAAGCAACUACAGAAGGAAGGUUUCUCUAUCAACUUCUUAACAAAUAUUCAUACGCUUGCUGGACUGAGGUAGCUGGAUCGAAGACAGAUCCAAGAUAUAAGAAGGUGGCUAGCAUCAAAGAAAAUAGACUCUAUGAGGAUAAUGGGAUCAGCUAUGUGACAGUAAAUUUGCCAAUGUACGAUCGUAGUAAAGAGUUCAUUUACGAUUGGAAUUUGUACUCUCAAACAUAUAUAACAUGGAGCCCUGGUUGCGACUCCAAUGAUAAAAUUAACAAGGAGCAUAUUCUAGAACAAGCAGUAGGAUCUGUGGGAGUUGCUUCCUCUCUCUUCACUACAUUCAUUAUUUCAAUCGUCUUCUUUAUCGUAUCAGUCAUAUUUGUUUGCACCCAUGAGUGUAGAAAAAGUGAAGCUGAUGGAUAUGAAGUGAAGAAGCAUACAAACGUUGAGCUGCUCUGUGUGAGCGUUAAGAUCGUAUUCGCUUCAAUAAUUAUCUGGUUGUGCUACAAAAGCAUUUCAGUGAUUAACUCCUACACUUCAAGCGUAGGUCAAAUAGGGAAAUCAAAAUGUUCAGACAACUAUACUAAUGAGAUUUUCUUGAGCUUUAGCAAGGCUUUGGUAAGUUAACCACUUUGGAUAUCUUCUGACAAUCUUUAGUAUUCAUCUAUUGAUGAGGUCUACUUCUCUAUCGGAAUAUCAGCCACUAUAUUGGUAGUCUGUACCUUCUUCACAAUCAUGCUUCUUUCUGGAAAAUUGAUAAAAGAAGAUUCACAUAAAUAUAUGCACCAUAACUCUAAAAAGAAUCAAUAAUAGAAAUCAUGUGAGAUUAAUCAGAUCAAAUUCAAACUUUCAAC